Dunckerocampus dactyliophorus (ringed pipefish) is the source of this 1881-nucleotide messenger RNA. Its product is annotated as CUGBP Elav-like family member 2. Gene Ontology annotation, biological process: mRNA splice site recognition; regulation of alternative mRNA splicing, via spliceosome. The transcript has 13 exons. NCBI's taxonomy places the organism in Eukaryota, Metazoa, Chordata, Actinopteri, Syngnathiformes, Syngnathidae. Gene Ontology annotation, molecular function: mRNA 3'-UTR binding. The record is from RefSeq and is a predicted model, not a curated record. The coding region runs from base 241 to 1815 and encodes 524 amino acids. Gene Ontology annotation, cellular component: ribonucleoprotein complex; cytoplasm; nucleus.
GUGUGACAGCCCCACGGGUCUGCUCAGUCCGUGCACCGUACACAUAUGAGGAGUACGGAGCAAGACGGACACCCGUGCAGUCUCUGUCUUCACAUGCAGUUUGGGAGUAGAAGACGCCCCCAGUCUCCCCAACUCUUUGCACCUGUUCUUGCUCGUCUGUUGGAGCUUCUUCUUUCUCCAUGCGAGUGUGUGCGGACGUGCACUUCUCCUCAUUGUUAGAUUAGACGCGGCGUGCUGUGUAUGUGUUUUCUUUUAAAGAAGAGUAUGACUUCGGCGUAUAAUUUGGAUUUCCUGCCCCUGACUGAUAGUCGGUUAAUGGCGUCAGGCGACACAAUCAACGGCAGCAAGAUGAAUGGGUCGUUGGAACACUUGGAUCAGCCAGACCCAGACUCCAUCAAGAUGUUUGUGGGACAGAUCCCUCGCUCCUGGUCAGAGACAGAACUCAAAGAGCUUUUUGAACCUUUUGGAGCUGUGCACCAGAUCAACAUUCUCCGCGAUCGCACCCAGAACCCCCCUCAGAGCAAAGGAUGCUGUUUUGUAACUUUUUAUACAAGAAAGGCUGCACUGGAUGCCCAGAAUGCCCUACACAACAUAAAGACCUUAAGUGGGAUGCAUCAUCCUAUCCAGAUGAAACCCGCUGACAGUGAGAAAACGAGUGCGGUAGAAGACAGAAAACUCUUCAUCGGUAUGGUUUCAAAGAAAUACGGCGAGAACGAGGUCAGGAUGAUGUUCUCGUCUUUCGGGCAAAUCGAAGAGUGCCGAAUCCUGCGGGGACCGGACGGUCAGAGCAGAGGCUGUGCGUUUGUCACAUUUGCUACCAGGUCAAUGGCACAGAAUGCAAUCAAAACCAUGCAUCACUCUCAGACUAUGGAGGGCUGCUCCUCACCUCUGGUGGUGAAGUUUGCCGACACGCAGCGGGAUAAGGAGCAACGGCGCCUGCAGCAGCAACUAGUGCAACAGAUCCAACAGCUCAACAGUGCCUCCACCUGGGGGAACCUGGCCGGCUUGGGCACCCUCACACCUCAGUACCUGGCUCUGCUGCAGCAGGCUGCCUCAACAAGCAACCAGAGCAGUUUCAAUAGUAUGCAGAGGCUAGGAGGGGUGAAUCCACUUCAGCUGCAGAACCUGGCCACAUUGGCCGCUGCAGCUGCCGCAGCACAGAGUUCUGGCAGCCCGACCUCCACCAGCGGUCUGACAGCCAGCAGCAGCGCACUGGGAGCUUUGGCCGGUCCAGCCGGUUCGACAGCAGGGUCCAGUGCUGGUGCCGCCAUGAACACGUUGGCAUCUCUGGGCACCCUGCAGGGUCUCACCGGGGCCUCUGUUGGCCUCAACAACCUUAAUGCGCUCACCAGCAGCGUUGCUGGAAUGGGGGCCAUGAACGGAGGCCUGGGAGCCUCAAUGGCUAACGGCUCAGCAGCCAGUUCCAUGGAUGCUCUGACCCAGGCCUACUCAGGGAUGCAGCAGUACACAGCCUCGGCCCUGCCCUCCCUCUAUGGCCAGUCUCUCCUGCAGCAGAGCAUUGCUGGCAGCCAGAAGGAAGUAGGACCAGAGGGCGCCAACCUCUUCAUCUACCACCUGCCGCAGGAGUUUGGGGACCAGGACCUUCUGCAGAUGUUCAUGCCCUUUGGGAACGUGGUGUCUGCCAAAGUGUUCAUCGACAAACAGACCAAUCUGAGCAAGUGCUUUGGGUUCGUCAGCUACGACAAUCCCGUGUCGGCGCAGGCUGCCAUCCAGGCCAUGAACGGCUUCCAGAUUGGAAUGAAACGGCUGAAGGUUCAGCUGAAGCGUUCCAAGAACGACAGCAAGCCCUACUGAUCCUAGUCCCGAUUUCCUCCCCCUCAACCCCACUUCCUCCCCAGCUCUAAUGCUAGCAAUGCUAGG